CAAUGGAACACCGGGAGUCACACACCUCAUUCUGAAACAAAAACGCGAUCCUCUGUCAACGUCUCGCUUCAGUUCACGCGCACAUCAGCCCUCUCAAAGGACUAGGUACGAGCGCGAGAGACGAGAGAAGCUAAAUACACCACGGGUGCUCGAGUCUUUUCAUGUCAGUUACAUGUAGCCUACUGUUCAAUACCUAUAUAGUGGUUCGCGUUUGGAUGAAUCAAAAGGCAAAUUUGAGAAGAUAAUAGAAGGAAUCAAGUGAGCAGCUCUUAGCUCUGAGCACUGAGCAGGCAUGUCCCGAAGGAAGCAGAGCAAUCCAAGGCAAUUUAAAUUUGCUGUGGAAGGGGGCCAGAUGUUUUGUGAAUUGGAGGAGAAAGUGGCACUGUCUUAUGAAGACUCUAUGGAUGAGAACCUCUCUGGUGGUGCCGAGCGCAAAAGUGUGAAAGAUGCAGAUGACUCAGGCAGCAAAGGUGAAGAAGAUGGUGGACAAUCAAAAUCACAGGUUGACGAUGGACACAGUGGGAAGUCGGACGCAAGGCCACCGAACACGGACGAGUGGGACGGACCAAGAGAGCUGGAGAUUCUCUAUGACGGUACAGAGUGGCAGACACGUUCUCGCCAGGCACUUCCUGUGGGCAUCACAUGGGGUCCUUUCGAGGGGAAGAUGGAAAUGACCACAGCAGGAAGUUACAUGAGCGCCCUGUCCGCAAAGCGGCCUGUCCCAAUGGUUCUGACUGGCGGUCCCAGGUGGCUUCAGGACAUCACCUGGCUGGCAGCAGAAGACGACAAGAACAACUGUGUAGUGUACAGUAUAGGUGGACAGCUUUGGUGCACUACAACCAAACCCAUCAUGGAAGGAGAGGAGCUAGCUGCGUUUGCUGUGGACUUCUACUCCCGUCUUCAGGCGGUCAACCAGGCAGCUCUCUCUGAGGGAAUGUACCCGGCCAGAUUGCUGGACUCCAUCCAACUAUUGCCCCAACAGGCCAACAUGGCAUCCAUACUUCCCAACGCUAUAGUCAACAAGGACAUCUUCCCUUGUAAGGCGUGUGGGAUAUGGUACCGCAGUGAGAGGAACCUGCAGGCUCAUCUGAUGUACUAUUGCAGUGGGAGACAGCGGGACUCAGUCUCAGACAUGAUGGCAGAGCAGUUAGACAGGAAGACUGGUCCCCAUCACAUGCCCAACGUAGGACCCGGCCCCUACCCACACUGCAAUUUAACUGGAUCAGUACAGCAGGCCUUGGAGAUGCACUUGAACACACACAAUGGUGUUAAGAUGGAGGAGGUGGUGUCCACUGGCAGCAGUAGUAUGAAAUGCACAGUCUGUGAACUAACAGCGGACUCCCUCCCCAGCCUCCAGCAGCACAUUCUCUCCCACCUGUCUCAGACAAGCUACCGGUGUUCCCACUGCCACUUCAGCUUCACCUCCCCCAGGGAACUGGACAAGCACCGGGAGAAUCAGGGACACAGCCACAGCCCACUCAGACAGCACGGUCCCAGGCAGGUCGAGACAGAGUACUCUCCCAGGGAGGGCAGCAGCGUGGAGAGGAGCCCCCAGCGGGCCAUGGUGAAACGGGGGAAGGAGCUCCUUCAGAGCCCAGUACUGGGUAGCAUCCUUGAUACCAGGACUAGUCCCAAUGCGGAGCUGGAGAAGAUGGAGACUUUCCCGGUGAAAGCUGACCCUAACUCAGGAAGCAGGGCUAGUUUCUCCUACACCAGUGUCAAAUCGGAACCCUCCAGCCCUCGCCAGGCAUCCUCACCCAUCCAGAACUACAUGGGCCCCGCAGCUUUCCCAAUGGGGCCAUUCUUACCCCCUUUCCCCUUCUCACAGGACAUAACAGCCGCCCCCCAGGCCUCGGAGAUCCUGGCUAAGAUGUCCGAGCUGGUGCACCGUAGACUGAGGCAUGGAGAUGCUAACAACUACCCCCCUCAUGUCAUGUACAGCACCCUUGUCCCCAAAGGGGCCACGUGUUUCAAAUGCAAUAUCACUUUCGGUAACUUGGACAACUACUUAGUUCAUAAAAAGGACUACUGUAAUAGCCGUUGGCAGCACGUGACCAAGCCACAUGACUACGCCAGUGUCCUGGACAAAGUGGCUGAUACAGGGAGCCCUAAAAGUGGGGGUUUGGGUGGGUUGGGCAGCAUGACCAUGGGUCAGGGUCAUCUAUCUGACCACAACAGUCAUCUCAUGUCCCCCCGCCUGAACUUGUCAGGACUGGAUGUUGGGGAAGGGAAGGCACAAGUGCAUGCUGAGCUCCCAGGUAGCGUGAAGAACCCCUCCACCCCCACCAGUUCAGAUGAGAACCCCUCUAUACAGGGAGAUGUGACAAGUCCCAAAACAUCCCAAACGCCUGAGACAGACCCUAACAAGACAACGUGCGAGCCCUGUAAGAUCACCUUUAGUCGUACCGAGACCUACAUGGUUCAUAAGCAGUAUUACUGCGCCACGCGUCAUGACCCGCCCAUGAAACGAGUGCAUGGAAACAAACUGCCCGCCACCCAGAGAAUGGUUCGUACGCGGAAACGGAGGAAGGACUUAGAAAUUAGUGUUCCCGACCAUGAACAACAGAGGCCUCCCAUGAGUCAUCAGCCACAUUACUUUGGGAUAGCAUCCAUUGGAGGGCGAGGCAUGUACCAAGACCCAGGGAAGAUGUAUGGUAACCAGUUUCACCCCAGUUACAACUUGUUUCUUGGCAUGGUUCCUAAGAAUCCAGAGGCUAAUCUCCCUGUCACUAAAUCAGCUCUGAUCUCUCAGUGCAACGCCAUAGCUCAAGAUGAUCGGGACAGCCCUAUCGAUCUUAGUAAAAAGUGUUUAUCAUCAAGCCCUGGUAAAUUAUCGACCGCUCCUAAAAGACUCACGGACUAUCACGAGUGCACAGAGUGCAAGAUCAGCUUCAACAAAGUGGAAGACUACCUUACGCACAAACUGAGCUCUUGCCCCAUCACUGCUCCAGAUCACAAAAUAUCUGAGGUUGUAAAAAGAGAAGGGUUUAACAACCCACUAGAUGACAACGAUACAAACCUGGAGAAAUGUGUCACCAAUGGAGCCAAUAAGGUGUCUUUUCAAACAGGUAGCACUAAGGGGGAACAGCUCGCUGUCAUCAAAGAGGAAAGCAGGGACCAGUUCCUGUCCCAAGAAUUUAACCCUCCAUUAUUUAAGAAAAUUCGACCUGGUGAACAGAUUUCACCCUUUUAUGGAAUCAAGCCUGCCGACUACACCACAGGUACAGUGGUGAUGCAGAGAGAGCUCAGCGAGCAGAGACAGAGCCCCAAUGAAGGGAGUGAGGUGGAAAAAGAUCAGCCUAUGCCUGAUGGCUACCAGGAAACACAAGGUGUAUUGCCCCAAAACGGCUGCCAGGAGCCUGAGAACACAGAGAACACACUCCAGGACAACAAGCUUGUUAAUUCCCAUCUCCCAGACAGCCAAGUAUCAUCCUUGUCAGAUUCAGACAGUCUUGUCAUUGUCAACCCCAAGAACAGCACUUCCUCAUCCUGGUCCUCCCCAGCAGUGUCUAAGACAGAGGAGGUCCUACCUUCCUGUGUGAAAAGAAGCCUAAACGGCUCCACCCAGGCAACACAGGGUAACGUCAAAUACUGCCGUCCCUGCGACAUCCAGUUCAACAACCUGUCCAACUUCAUAACGCACAAGAAGUUCUACUGCUCGUCACACACCGCCGAACACGUCAAAUGAGUUUGGUUCGGUGCCCAGUCUCUCUCCUCCUAAACCUGCCUCACACAGGGUAAAUACAGCACUGCUGGUAGACAAUCAAGAGUAGCAUCUCCUUCAGUUUAAUAAUGCAAACAUGUUUGUGGGACAAAAUAAAUGUGUCAUCCUUUCCCGGUAUGUGAUUGAUUGAUUUAAUUUGAAAAAUACUUCCACUGUUAAGAUUUUAAUUGAUAUUUAAUUGAAAAAAAGUUAUAUUUAAAGCCGUGUGUCAUACGCACAGAGAAUUUUUGACUUUUGAAUGCAUAUUUAUAUAUUGAUUAUGAAGAGAGGUACAACAAACGAUUUGGGGUUGAAAAGCCUCAAACACUAGUCUAUCUGUACAGAUUUUUAUUUUAGUAUGUUUACCAUCAUUAGGUGAUACAAGAAUCGUGUUUUUGAAAUUAUAGGACAUGUUUGUUAAUCUUAUAUUUCAGUGUAGAACUUUGUCAUGUACUUAUGUGUAAAUUUUAGCUUGUAUAUUCAUUUAAAUGUCUGAUUUUACUCUGAUGCAAAACUUGUUUUUAAGUGUACCUUUGAUUUUGCUCUCCUUUUAUAUCUCUAUUAAAAAGUGAAUUCACAUUUUUAUUUUGUCUGAUUUGAUGAAUUGUUGAUAAAAUGUUUGAGUAUUGACCAUGAAGGUUGGGUGAUGUGAUCGUUCCAAUGUCAAAAAAAUACAUUGUUAAAAUGUGUUGCUAUGCAUGCCUGUGUUCGGAAUGAAAUUCCUCAAAAUGUUUGAUAUUUUUACUUAAUGUGUUGUGGAAAUUUGAAUAAAAAUCUCAGGCACAA
This is a messenger RNA of Salvelinus fontinalis (brook trout), 4489 nucleotides long. Its product is annotated as zinc finger protein ZFPM2-like. Gene Ontology annotation, molecular function: RNA polymerase II-specific DNA-binding transcription factor binding. The coding region runs from base 293 to 3688 and encodes 1131 amino acids. Gene Ontology annotation, cellular component: nucleus. Gene Ontology annotation, biological process: positive regulation of transcription by RNA polymerase II; negative regulation of transcription by RNA polymerase II; cell differentiation. The record is from RefSeq and is a predicted model, not a curated record. Lineage: Eukaryota; Metazoa; Chordata; Actinopteri; Salmoniformes; Salmonidae. The transcript is spliced from 8 exons.